CUAGCCGACCCGGACGUCCUUAUCGAGCUCCCUCAGCCCAUAUAAACCUUUGAUCCAGUCAGCCUCCCACAUAGAGCUCUCCUCUUCCCUCUGACUCGGUCGUCGACGUCCACGACCACAUAGCUUGAUCCUGCCUCCCACCACCCCCUAUUUACUCACCAUGGGCAUGCGUUACCGCCAGUAUCUUGCCGGAGCGCGCAUUUACGGCUGCUCGACGUGCAAGACACACUUGGCGACGAUCCACUCAAUGAUUUCUAGGGCGUUCAAUGGGCAGCAUGGCCGGGCGUACUUGUUCGAUGGAGUGGUCAAUGUCAUCGAAGGAGAGCCCAACGAUCGCCCAAUGACCACUGGUAAUCACACUGUUCGAGAUAUCUACUGCUGCAAGUGCGGGACGACGUUGGGGUGGAAAUAUGACUAUGCAUACGAAGCCUCACAGAAGUACAAGGAGGGCAAAUUUCUCCUUGAACGUAAUCUCCUCACCGACGUGCAGUAGUUCCCCGCGACGUGGAGCGGCACUUAUGUGCCACUCGCAUCAUGGGGAAGGGGGCCCAGGCCUUGACAACCCGACGGCCGAGCGCCCGCACUACACCAACCGGCACAUCAUUUGGGUUUCGUCCCGACAUCGUCCUGAAAGACGACAUCACUAACCACUCCCAUGCGCGAUGCGCGGGGUUGUACACUCUCUUCGAGGGACCAGAGGCAUAACGGUGGACCUGGUCCUGAUGCACAACGGGCGGCGUCAUGUGUUCCCCCGAUUAGGCAGCGAUCAAUCGACCACGGCUAGCCCUCGUGCAGCAUUUAGAGCGGUCUUUGGAGCCUGUCCCUCUCAUUCUUCCGUUGAAUAAAGCAUCACCCGGUUUCCGUCCCCGGUUAGGCUUGCCCUUCCUACGCCUUUCAUCGGAGCAUUCCGCUUCCAAUGGACUUGUAAAUGUACUAAGUACAAAGAUCCCUUCCGUAUUUGAUAUUAAGCAAGGUUACGCCUUUGCAGUCAAGGCGGAUACGUCAUGAUGCAUGUACACCGGCGUUGGAACCUUGUGGAUUGAUCUCAAGUGCCACUUACUAUAUAAUAUGUACCUCCACCGCACAAUAUU
Molecule: messenger RNA, 1091 nt
Organism: Punctularia strigosozonata HHB-11173 SS5
Lineage: Eukaryota; Fungi; Basidiomycota; Agaricomycetes; Corticiales; Punctulariaceae
Product: yippee-like protein
Exons: 4
Coding region: 161-493 (110 amino acids)
Cellular component (GO): ubiquitin ligase complex
Source: RefSeq, a predicted model, not a curated record